AUGACGUGGCAGGUCACCUGCUCCUACUCGCAGACAGCAGUGGGCCCGUUCCGGUCGUGCUGUGUCUGUUUGUCCACGUUCUACAGCAGGACAAUUGUGGAGUGCCCCGACUGCACCUGCGGUGCCUGCCCAGCUAGGACCUCCACGGCGCCGCAGUGCCAGGAUGCCGAGAUCCGGUGCACCGGGCACAUGUGCCCGAUAAGGGUGCACUGGCACGUCAAGAAGAGAUACACCGAGUACUGGCGGGUGAAGCUGUCGAUCAACAAUUUCAACAGGUUCAAGAACUUCACUGACUGGAACCUCGUCUUCCAGCACCCGAGUCUACAGGAGUUGACCCAAGUUUUGAGCUUCGCCUACGAGCCGCUUGUGCAGCGCGGCACGAUCAACGACACAGGCCUCUUCUGGGGGCUCCCAAGCUUCAACCAGAUGUUGCCCCAGGACGGUACUGUGCAGACAGAGGUCCUGCUGAGGAAGGGCAAGGAUUUCAGCUUUUCUGGUGGGUGGGCACUGCCUAGAAAGAUAUACUUCGACGGCAGCGAGUGCACGAUGCCGCCACCAGACGACUUUCCCCAGCUGCCCAGCAGCAGCCCUGUUCAGCGCUUCUCAGGAGGGCACAGGUGGUUGGCCUCAGGGGCCGUCUUAGUGCUUGGACUACUACUGACUUGA
Molecule: messenger RNA, 666 nt
Organism: Triticum turgidum subsp. durum (durum wheat)
Lineage: Eukaryota; Viridiplantae; Streptophyta; Magnoliopsida; Poales; Poaceae
Source: the annotation of a GenBank genome assembly